UCCGCCAUUCCCCGCUAAACUCUCUCAAUUUCAUUUCCCCCAAAAAAACAGAAAAAGAAAAAACCGCCCCAACCGAUCAGUCACAGAGAGAAGAGAACCCUAGGAAGAUAAAUGGCGUCGUCCUCUUCUUCGUCGUCUUCAAAAGCUGGAGAAUCGUACAUAGGAAGCCUAAUUAGCAUCACUUCUAAGUACGAGAUUCGCUACGAAGGUGUUCUUUAUCACAUCAAUCCACAAGACGCCACCAUUGGCCUAAAAAACGUGAGGUCUUACGGAACAGAGGGUCGUAAGAAGGAUGGACCACAAAUUGCCCCUAGUGAUAAGGUGUAUGAAUAUAUUCUAUUUCGUGGAAGUGAUAUUAAGGAUUUGCAAGUGCAGUCCCCACCUCCUGACCAAACAGAGGAACAGAUUUACAAUGACCCUGCUAUCAUCCAGAACCAUUCUGCUUUAAGUUCUUCAACUGCAGCUGGUGUUCAGGCACAACAUACGCCUGCUUUGACGACCAGAGCCUAUUCUGGUGCAUUGCCUUUGUUUCAGCCUGUAAAUCAUGUUGGCUUAACAAAUCUUUCCCAGGCUACUCAAAAUGCUGGUCCAUCUCUUUCCAUUCCAAAGCAUUCACAAGGAUACCAUGGAAUAUCUUCCCAGCAGUCUAUGGUUUCAUCUCCCUUAAUAGUUCAGAAUCAUAUGCAGGCUCUUGGAUUGCAGGAACCUCCAGUUAUGGGAUUGAAAAGUCCUUCAGAAUGUAUUACUCCUGAAUCAACUGUUGCAACUAAUCCAUUUAAUCCAAUCUUUUCAUCUUCCCUUUCACCGGUACAGUAUGCGACUUCUCCUGACACAUCAUCCUUCUUAUCUCUGAAGACACCUGUUCCAUCUCAUGCUGCAUCUCUUCCUGCUAAUAGAUUAACCAUGUCUUCGAUUCCCAUGACUUCGAUUCCCAUGUCUAGUCAAGACAUCAACACAACUGAAACUCUAGCUGUUGCGGACCCCAUGGCUAUGCGUCCUGCCCAAUCUUUGCCUUACCUCAUGCCAUCCUAUGUUGGUUCUACUUCUAGCUCUGUGUUAACACCACUUCCAUCUCUUUUAAGUCCUCAUCACUUCUUACAGUCUAGGCCACCCGUGCUUUCUUCCCCACAGAAGCUGUACCCUGACCAGAAAGAUGUAGCUGCUCUGACUCCUUUAUCAUCUACUUCUCCACCCUUGCUUUCUACUCCAGCAUCUCAACCACCAUUAUUACCUUUGCCAGGUUCUGUACAACAGCAUAAAUACUUGACCUCAAAAUUUACAGAAGAAUUCGAUUUUGAAGCCAUGAAUGAGAAGUUUAAAAAAGAUGAGGUUUGGGGUUAUCUUGGAAAGGCAAAGCAAAGAGAGAAAACUGAAGGCAUGGAGGAUAACACAACUGAUCAAAGCAUGGUGGACAAAGAGGCCCCUGUUGUGGUUCUUAAUCUCGAUCCUAAGCCUGCCUACAAGAAGGAUGAAUUCUUUGAUACAAUUUCUUGCAACAUCCGCAAUCAGCGGUGGAAUGGGCAGAACUGUUUCUCUGAGCGAAUGAAGCUGGAUACUGAGACUUUUGGCAACUUGCAUCUCAGACCUAAUUUGGGUUAUGGAGGCAUCGGUUCUGGACGUGGUGAUACCUAUCACACCUCACGUGGUCGGGGAAGGGGAUAUGGUUAUCGUGGGAGGGGGCGUGGGUACAUUGGAUUCUGAUGCCAUCUGAUCCCAUUAGUCUCCGGCUAUCCAUCUGCUUCUGUACAUUAAAUCUCUUUCCAAUGUUCUACAUCUACGAGUUAUGGUAAAGGAUAUGGGACCAUGGGGGACCUUUUUCUUAGAAUAUCCAGUUGAGUUGUCAACUAGGAACUGCAGGAAUGAACACUGAUGGCUAGUUCAUGCUUCUUUUUUUUUGCCAAUGAGCCAGCCUUUCACUUUUACUACCAUAAGGAACAUUGAUCUUAGAUGUUCGAAUUAGAUGUUUAGGAGCCUACUGUUCUUGUGCUUUCUUUUCUAAUUAGAUCAGUUGUGUUUGUCAAUGCUGACAGAUCCAUUUUACCCAUCAUCUUCAUUGUAAUCGCGGACAGGCUUUCCUGGUAUGAAGGCAGGCAUUAAAUCGUAAACCGUAUUCUGGUGA
Populus trichocarpa (black cottonwood) is the source of this 2119-nucleotide messenger RNA. Its product is annotated as decapping 5-like protein. The transcript has 7 exons. Gene Ontology annotation, cellular component: P-body. Gene Ontology annotation, molecular function: mRNA binding. Lineage: Eukaryota; Viridiplantae; Streptophyta; Magnoliopsida; Malpighiales; Salicaceae. Gene Ontology annotation, biological process: cytoplasmic stress granule assembly; P-body assembly. The record is from RefSeq and is a predicted model, not a curated record. Bases 112 to 1701 code for a protein of 529 amino acids.